AGAAUUACAGAAAAUUCGAUUAACACUAUUUGCGGUCUGACAACAAAUCAAAAUGGCCGCCAUUAUGAAGAUGUAUACUCGGAACAUUGUUGGUCACUGCGUUAAUGCGUUACCAGCGACAUGCGACAAGUACACAACUGCAAUUUGCAACAACACCGUGAGCGCUAUUAAUUACAAUUUCAAAGAUGAGACCCCCAGCAAUGCAAACAACCGCGUUGCAGCAGAAUAAUGAGGUGCACAUCAAUACACAACGACAGCGUCAGCUACAGCAACAACAACUACAACCAACACAGCAUCAUCAGCUGCCAUUACAAUUGCGGCCACCGCAAUAUCAACAGCAACAACAACAACAACAGCUUCAGCUCCAGCUACAAUUACAACAACAACCACAGACCACUUCACUAACACUUCUCAACCAUUCGAGCUACGAUACAGCUGCCACGACAGCAUCACAACAAGCACGCAAAUACCGAUUUGAACAACACGACUUCACCGUUGAUAAGCCACUGAACUUUGUUGCAACCACAACAGCUGCAGCGACAACAGACGAAGUGACCAUAGCCGCACCAAAAUUGAAUGAGCGCCGAACUAGUGCAGCAUAUCCCGCGACCGUAAGAUUGCCAGUAGACGAUAAGACUAGGCAGAAGCAAUUUGUACAGCAGCAGCACUUCCACCACCAGCAGCAACCGCAACGCACCAGCCUUGAUUGCAUGCAAUUGCUGGACUUAAGCACUUCACCGCCGCAUGAACCCAUCUACCCGCUCCAAGGUAGCAUUUCUACAUACUUGCCGCAGCGACCUUUGGUCGACGUGCCACCGCCAUAUCGGCGCGCAUCAGCUGCCAGUGUUGCACCUGUGCAAACGCAUCGCGCGUCGUAUGCCAGCCAGUACUCGCGCUCCUCGUCAAGUGAAGACGGUUCUAUUGGUGGCAGCAACGCUGUACACUUUCCCAAAACUUAUUCGCGCGCUUGCAGCGCAUUCGAUGACGCAGCAGAGCAUUUUAUAAUCAACUUCCCAGCCGCAGAUUCACCUUUGCACAAUCAGAACGAUUGUGUUAUAAAUUUGCCGCUUUCCGAGACCGAGCCAUUGCUGACGAAUAUCGAAGCCACAGUUUCGGAUAAGCAACGUUCAAUACGUCUGCCCAAGAGUAGCGCUUCAUUGAUAUUCACAAAGAAGGAUUUGUUGGCGCAGCGCACGGCGUCUAUAGCGCCCUAUCACACAGCCAAUACGAAUAAUAAUUGUGCCACGCAGCAGCACCAGCAACAGCAAUCGGAGCAAGAAAAGCGUAAUCAACCGAAACAACAACAGCAGCAACAACAGCAACAGCUUCAUCAGAGCUUGAGCUUGCGCUCAGCAAACGAGUUCGCCACACGUAAGCCUGUCAAGCAUUUGCCUGCUUCGUAUCAGCAACAGCAGCCACAUCCACAACAACAGCAACAACAACGCCGCAGUCUGCAAUUGAAUUACAAUAAUAAUCUGGUAACCACAUCGACUUGUUGUAGUGCGAAUAAUAAUUACUGUAGAACCACAACGGGCAGAAGUGCAAGUGGCAGUGACGCCAGCAGUGUUGGCGGGUCGACUGGCGCUGGUUUGCAUAAACAUCAUCACGCCAGCGGCGGACAAAACUUGAAGGCAGCUACACCAGCGGCAACAACAACUGCCAACGUCAUUCCACAACAGCAUCAGCAUAAGAGUCAGCAGCAGCUGCAAUCAGGCCAAAACAAUACAAACACGGCUGCGGCAACACGCAAGCAACACGCGUACUCCUGGUACGCUCCAGUCUACAGUGCACUCGAGGAGGAACUGGAACAAGAUUCUAGGGAUUCCUCGCCAAUCCACAAUCUGGCCAACACAAAGAAACAACACCUCAACCACUACCAACACCAUCGGCCCACACACAAUUCUUCGACGGCGGUCGACAAUGAGACCGUUGCGCUCUUAGAGACGCGCAACCAAGUCAACAUACAGGCGCAGCUGCAUGCGCAAGCCAACAGUAACGCCCACCCGGGCAAAGACAUCAUUGUUGGUGGUGGUGGUGGUGUUGGAGGCGGCACCGUUCGCGCACAACAAAAACACAGUGGCCAAGCGGCGAGGCGUGCAAAUGGACAAGCGCCUUCAACAUUGCCGCUGGCGAACGCACACAAUGCCUUGCUUCAAAGUGAAAUGGCCGCCAGCGAAAGUGGCGGAGGGGGCGUUGGUCUAUCAAGUAAUACAGAACAUACAUCGGCCCCGGUGAAUGGGUAUGAAACAGAAGGUGGAUUGGUGAAUUCUUUGAGUGGCACCCUGCCGCCACGAAGACGCAUAGAAAAUUUUCUAAAAUCGUUGGUGGGACGUAAAUCGUCGUCCAGUGCGCGUAAUAGCGGUAACUCCGGUAAUGGUGGCAACGCGGAAGUCGUCGCAUCAGUGACUAUGACGAGUCGAAUAGAUAACGUCGUCUCGCAGCAACCAAUGCCUGCUUCACCAGAGAUAACGAUAACGGGAACUCCGUCAGAGCAAAAUUUAGUGCUUUUGCGCGAUACUUCGCUGCGCAGCGGUCAAUACAAGCAACCGUUGGCUGCGACGCAAGAGCAACGUAAAAGUGAAUGCGGCAGCGAUAAGUUAACGGCAAAUGGUGCGAUCCAGGGCAGCACUUCAUCGCUAAACGUAGUGCAACAAAAGCUUUGGAACAUGAUGCGGCGAGAGGGUAGCGCGGCCAGUUUGUAUAACGAGAAAUCACAUUCAAUAGUGCAGUACCGCGGCUUGCGCAAGUGUGAGACUGUAUUGGCAUUGACGCGUCAAACUAACUCGCUAUGUUCGCCUGUUUUUGGUGGCAGCGCGGCAGCACAUGUGGGUGCAAGUGGAAAACACGGCGGGGGAGGCAGUGGCGUUGCACGACACAAUAGCUGCAGCGCUGGAGGUGGUGCAGGAGGAGGCAGCAGUAGCGGCAUGCGACGCACACAUACUACAGGCAGUGGUAUCUUCAGUGCAAGUGGUGUCGAGCAAAUACGACCAUUGAAUCGGCUGCGCAAUAGCAUAACGAGCGUCAACGCACCAGCAACCUGUUCGCGCUGUUCUAGUCUGCUCUCCCUGGCCGCCUCCGGAUCACGUUACUCGCUCAAUGUGACAUCCAAUGGUGGUGGCGGUCUCUUCGUGCAAGCGCCCACCGUUCAAAUGCCAACAUCUGCCUCACAACAUCAACUGCAAGCGCUCGCAGCACACCUCGAUUGUAAACCACCACCGCACUCAUCACAGCAACAUCAACAGCAGCGCGAACGUAAAAUUAGUAAUGUAAGCAGUAGUCAGUUAAAUAAUAAUUGUAAUGUAUUAGUUAGUAAUCGCAAUGCUGAUCCAAACGCCGCAGAGCAGAUCGCCAGCGGCGGUGGCAACAGCAGUGGUAAUUGUUCCCGAAAGAGCUCCGCUGGUGCGCCGAGCACGCACAGUGCGAGCAGCAUCACACCGCCGUCCAAUAUGACCACGGCUACGCUCACCUCAAGCAUCACAUCGCCGCACGGCAGCACACCCACCACGCCCACAGCAACAGCAAUAGCAACAACAGCAAGUGUAGUCGCACCAGAAGCACUAGUAGUCACACCCACCGCCAACGUCCCGCACCUUCAGACAGCAAUGUCUUCAUACGAAAGCACUAGCAACAGUAACACCUCAGGCAUACUCGUCGAUCUGCCGUCAUCGCCGACAUCCGCCACCUCUUCAGCGAGUACACCAUGCACCUCCGCCUCCUGCUCAUCUGCCAAUACGCCCGCGCCCACCUAUGCGGUGCCUACGAUAUCGCAAACAUAUCCCUUCACCAUAACUUCGCUCCUGGCGAUGUCAAAGACGGCAAUGGCGCGUGAUGGGGGUCGGUAUAGCGGCAGUGGCGAACAAGAUGAUGAUAACGCUAUGACGAUAAGCAUGCCGUCCGCGUGUAAAGGUACGACGCGUACUGAUAUGUCCGUUAUGGAUGGCAGAGAUUUUGUGUCGUAUGUGGCAACACCAGCUCCAGUAGCAACACAGCCUACGAAGCAUUUUGAACCAUUCACUUGUAAGCUGUGUCUGGUAGAUGUGGAAGCGAAAGAAGAGGCAACAACAUUGCAGCAAUGUGGUUGUGAAUUUUGCACUGAGGUGAGUAAAAUAACUAGUUUUGCUAAAAAUAUGUUCACAUUGUUUCAGUAAUCAAUUAAAAAAGGA
Anastrepha ludens (Mexican fruit fly) is the source of this 4163-nucleotide messenger RNA. RefSeq names its product putative mediator of RNA polymerase II transcription subunit 26. The record is from RefSeq and is a predicted model, not a curated record. NCBI's taxonomy places the organism in Eukaryota, Metazoa, Arthropoda, Insecta, Diptera, Tephritidae. The coding region runs from base 186 to 4148 and encodes 1320 amino acids. The transcript is spliced from 3 exons.